GCAAGCAUUUUCAAACGAUUAUAUUUCGGAAGGUCGCCCGAAUUUCAAUAACUUCCAGUGAGCAACGUCGGGAGGGUACACCGUUUUAUUAACAGGCGUAUUACGGCACACCGUCGCGACGCAUUUGCCGCGUUACAGCAAAAUUUUGGUCAUGAUCAAAACACUGCUGUAACGCAGCUCAGGAAGCUAGCAGGAAAAUAUGCAGGUUACUAGAAGAGCCUACGCUCUUCACGUUGCUGACUGAAAUUUGUUGCAAUUCCGGCAGCUUUAUUUAUAUAUUAUUAUUAUUAUGCUUUCUUUUUCUUUUUUUUCAUGCUGACCCGUUCAGUUAAGCUGGUGCAUAGCGGUGAAGUUCGAGAGAUGGCCGCAGGGGCAAUGUCAGAAAUUCCUUGGUAUGAAUGGUAGAUGUAGCUGCAGAUGUAGAGCCUAGAUGGUAGUGGCACAUACCCGCUCUGGGGGAUUAAUUCUUUUGUCUUGUUCUUAUGAAUGACCUUAGGUUGCGUAGGAAGACGAGGAAGAAGAAGAAGCGCUUCUCAGAUUUUUUUGUGAGCGUCUGCAGGUACUUCGCAAUGGUGCUCGGCAGACCCGGGGAAAAGGCCAGCGCUCCGGUCUCGGCCGACGCGGAGGGCAACCCGGCAGGCGUCGUUCCCGUAUCACGUGAUGCCGAUGGAGAAGGCUUGGGAUCUCCGCUGUUGGGACCCUCGGCGGACGCACCGUACCCUUCGACAGCGGGAGAGCACGACCUGGACACCGCGCAGGCCAUGGUCAGUUUCGUGCUCAUCCUGGUCAUGGCCACCGUGGCCUGCGUCCUCAUCGUAGUGGUCACCCGAUACACCAAGGGCUACCGCGCCGGUCUGCACGUCGUCGCGCAUCCCUCGCCGCCCGGAAAGACCAGCUGGCCACCACUACGUCAUUGAAUCGCCGACACGGCACUCCAUGUUCUGCGGCAUUCCCCAGAACUGAUCCGUCAAUUUAAGUGCCCUCGUGCUUGAUCGAGUUGCUCUGUGCAUUUACUUUAAA
This is a messenger RNA of Dermacentor andersoni, 1020 nucleotides long. RefSeq lists its product as uncharacterized. NCBI's taxonomy places the organism in Eukaryota, Metazoa, Arthropoda, Arachnida, Ixodida, Ixodidae. The record is from RefSeq and is a predicted model, not a curated record.